GUCUGUGUUUUCCUGGAGUUUCAUUUUUCUGCAGCAGCUUGGCCCAUGGCCCAACAAAUUGCACUGUUUUAACACAAAUUUCCACAAGUUUUCAUAAGAUGGCAUUAAUGAUUACAUUAGGGGUUUGCUAAUUCUUCACAGGUCAUCAAAAUCGAUGAGUUUCAUUUAAAAAUAGGAGACUUCUUGGACUGCCAAAAAAGGAGAAUCUUAAAAUUCAAUAUAAAGAUAAGAGACGUCAUACUUUGAUUCUUCAAUGUCCUCCGUUUCAAACAUCCAAAGGAGAGACGUUAAAACUCCUCGGAGACUGUCUUUCUAUCUUAGAUUGAAACAAAAGGAUGAAAGACCAGACGUACCUUUAAGAGGUAGUCAGUAUUUUAUCUGAAAUUGAAUGAAAUAAAACUGUGCAGUGAUGAGUGGAAGCCGGGUGGAUUUGAAGGUGGUUUUACUCGGCAAGGAGUUCGGCGGUAAAACCAGCCUGGUGGAGCGCUACCUGCACGACAGAUUCCAUGGAGAUGUACCAUAUCAAAAUACUAUCGGUGCAGCUUUCGGAGCAAAGAAGAUUGAAGUGGAUUCCAGAACAGUUACAAUGGGUGUAUGGGACACAGCUGGUUCAGAGAGAUAUGAAGCAAUGAGUAGGAUAUACUACAGAGGAGCAAAAGCAGCCAUAGUUUGUUAUGAUCUCACAGAAGCUCCAAGUUUUGACAGAGCAAAAUUCUGGGUUGAAGAACUGAAAAAGAAUGAAGAGAACUGCAAGAUUUAUUUAUCAGGUAACAAGUUUGACCUUGUAGAUGACGACAAGAAGAGACGGCAAGUUGACUACCACAGCGUGACGGACUAUGCAGACGAGUUACAUGCUGAGGUGUUUGAAACAUCAAGUAAAACUGGAUACAAUAUAAAAGAGCUAUUCUUCAAAAUUGCCAAAGAUUAUGUUCGAGAUCCUAGGAAUAAUGAAGCCACUGCUGAUUUACCAGAAGGAACAUUUUCUCUGGACACCAAGCCUCAAAAAAAGUCAGAUGGAUGUCCCUGUUAAUCAAUUCUACUGCUGGUGUCAGAUACAAUUGUGUCCGCCACGCAAUACUGUCCGCUCCGGACACUUUUGCAUAUGCAAUCGUGUCCGGGGCUAUG
This is a messenger RNA of Asterias rubens (European starfish), 1125 nucleotides long. Its product is annotated as ras-related protein Rab-24-like. Gene Ontology annotation, molecular function: GTPase activity; GTP binding. Bases 410 to 1030 code for a protein of 206 amino acids. The record is from RefSeq and is a predicted model, not a curated record. NCBI's taxonomy places the organism in Eukaryota, Metazoa, Echinodermata, Asteroidea, Forcipulatida, Asteriidae. The transcript has 9 exons.